CCUUAUCAAAGAUUGCUUGCUGGCAUUCCGCAUCUCUUUGCUUGCGGCUGCCAAGUGGUUAGUGUUCUACUGCAAAGUUGAUGGGCACCAGGAAGCCUUUUAGGACCCAUGGCCCAGCAGUCGGUUGAUCAGCUGGCUAAGGCUCUAGUAGAUACCACACGACGGGAGGUGGUGUGGCCCAUGGUGUUCUCUGGGAUUAAAAACAUCGUGCGGACCAACAACCUCAACACGGAGACGUUGUCCUGCAUCAAGACCUGGCUGAAAACAAAUGACAGCCAGUUGCAUACGCCGUUGCUCAGCUUAACGGUUAUGCAUACUAUGUCGCUCAACUGCAGCCAGUUCGUGCGCAACCAGUUAGCUGCUCCUAAGCUGUUCCAGCGAUUGGAAAAGCAGCUAGCAAAGCCGCAGGGGCCCCAAGUCGCAACAGCAAUAGUCCAAGUCCUCGUUGAUUGGGCUCACCUCUAUGGGCAUGAGGAGCUGGGGGCGCGCAGCCGGGCGGUGUUGGCGCAGCCGCGGUACAGCCAGAUGGCUGUUGGCUACGCGCCCUCGCCCGCGGUCGUGAGCAUGGAGGAGGAGAUGCGGCUGGGGCUGCCGCCCGUGGCGCCCAUCCGCGGGGAGGACUUCAUCAGCUGGUUGUACCGGGGAGCCAGCCGGGACGGCUCUGCACGCGGCGCUGGUGGCGCUGCUGCUCCCGCCGCUGGCAGCCCCAGCCCCUCCGCACCUGGCGGGCAGCAGCAGCAGCAGCAGGGGUACGUACCCGGCGGGGCGCCGCCGCCCAUCACAUCACAGGAGGCUCCCCAGCUCUGCCGGCGCAUGCGGGCUGACGCCGAGCGGCUCACCUCCGCGCUGGCCGCCUGCCGCUCCGCCGCGGGUCGCAGCCAGCGGGUGGAGCAGCUGCUGGGGCCCAUGGACGCGGCGUACCGGGAGGCGGAGAGGUGCAGCCAGUGGAGGAGGAGGGUGCAGGAGUUUGCUGCCCGCCGCGCCGAUGACCCCGCCGCGCUGUCCUCGCUGCUGUCCGCCACCGACGUGAUCAACCAGGCGCUGCAGCUCUGGCAGGACUUCACGGGGCGGGAGGUGUUUGCGGCCAUGCGCAUCACCGUGCCGCCCAUGCCGCCGGAGCACCUGCAGCAGCAGCAGCAGCCGAACGGUGGUGCUGGAGGUAGCGGUGCAGCAGCAGGAGGAGGCGGAGGAGGAGGAGCAGCAACCCUAGCGCUAGACGAGCUCUUCAACCAUGUGGCUCCGGCGGCAUCGCAGCAGCAGCAGCCGGUAGCAGUGGCUGUGGUAGCGGCGGGGGCUGCAGGCGGCUUUCCGGCUCCUAGCACGAACCCCUUUGCUGCGCCGCCUCCUCCAUCUGCCUCAUCAGGGAGCGCAGCUGCGGGUGCUGCUGCGGCGGCGGUGGUUUCCGGACCUCCUCACAGCGGGUCCCUGCCCCCCCGGGGGCAAUCCUCGGCACACACGCACACCCAACCCCACCACCAGGCGAACCCGAGCUUCUCUGAGUGGGACCCCUUCGCCAUGCCUGCGCCCCAACGGCAGCCGCCGGCAGCGACAGCGGCAGGGACAGCCGCCGCGGCCAACGGCACAGCAGCACCCACAGCCCCGGCCGCCACGGCUGCAGCUGCUAACACGGGUUGGACCCACUUUUCAUCCGAUACCGGUAACCCACCAACCGCCUUGCAAGCAACUGGCUCCUCGAGAUCACCCAGUCCUGCGCCGUACAGCCCCGGCCAAUCCUCGCCUCAAACCCGAAGCGGCGGUGUGCAGCACUCACCCUCUGCCACCGCUAACUCCUCGACCUCCGUCACCUCCACACCCAAUGGCCUCGCUUCUGCACGUGCCGUACCAUCCCCUGCGAAUGCCACGACGCCGCAACACCCCACCGCCGCCUCCAGCUCCUACCAGGCACCCGCAGGCACCUCCACGGCAUCCGCAUCGCAUGCACAUGCAUCCGGGUCCAGUAGACCCGACAGCAGCAAACACGCAGCAGCACCAGCACCAGUACAUGCGAACGGCAGCGGCAGUAGCAAUGCGAACACAACGCUUGACUGGAUGCCUCUAUUCGAGCGGUUAGCCUCAGACUUGCGAACCCUAUCGUCAUCGACAUCGUCCUCAUCAGGGACGGCUGCUCCUGACGCUACCGCCGCCGCCGCCGGGCCGCCGCUAGCGGCGGUGCUGCCACGGGUACGACAGCUCUGCGAGGCCUUGGCUGAGCAGCACAGCGCCCGAGUAGCCGAGCUGACGGCGGCACAUGCAGCUGAGUUGCGGGACGCGCGGAUGCAGGCGGCGUUGAUGGCGAAUGUACGGCAGGUGACGUCAUCGCCAUCCUCAUCGUCAUCGACGUUGGCGGGAGCGGGCGGUACGGGAAAUACAGCUGGGAAGAAUGGCGGAGGUUCAGGGGUGCCCAUGGCUGCAGCAGCCGCAGCAGGUGGUGGUGGGAGUGCGCAUGCGAGGUCCUUGCAUGGUAGUGGUGCUGGGGUUGCUAAUGGGUUCUCCCCACCGCCGCAGCACUUGCAGUCACAACCUGCGAUUUUGGGUGCGGGGCAGCUGGGUCCUUUGCAAGCGGGCCUGCAGCUGCACCAGCAGCCACCGCCGCUGCCGCCGUUGUUCCAGGGGGCCCCUCAGCUGCAGAGUAGCAUGGCGGCAUUGAGCCUGUCGGGGAGUAAACAGGCCAGCGCCAAUGGCAAAGGCAGCAACAGCAGCAGUGCAGCGCCAGCGGACUUCUCCUUGAUCUAGUAAACAGGUGUUGAUCUAGUAAACAGGUGUUGUGCACGACGGAGUCUUCGGCCUCGGUGGAUGCAUGCUGGACCCAGAGGGGUAUAUGCAAUUGAGAAGGGUUCCUCUCGGUGCAGUGUUGUUGCUGCUGCUGUAUGAUGAUUAGGGCUGUAGGGGGAGGAUAGGGCAGCACGUUUCGCAUGGUUGCAUCGCCGCCUUUGGAGCCCAUCGUGUACAUGAUAUUUAUUCUUUCUUAAACGUGCAGUGCGUUUUUGUAGGGGUUCUGCAUUGUGGCUUAAUCCAGUGCUCCAGAGUAACGAAUAACAGACGUCGGGUGCGUAGGAAGUUAGGGUCAGACAAGUUAGGGUUGUAGAAACGGCGAAUUGGGCUCAAGGCUUACGUGAUCAGCCUACAAAUUUGGAUAAGCGGGCGCCAGGUAGGCAGUUACAAUAGUGCACUACGCGCUAGGGUGUUUUGAUGGAGAGGCAGCUGUGCUGCAAGCUAUCUGCAUGCAAUUGUUUCAUCAGUCACGCUCGGCAACAGGCCCUUGGUUGCUGGUACUUGGGACCAUGUGUUUGGCUUGGCCGGAUGCAGGAGUGUAUCAAUCAGUGCAUGCAUCAAAUGGAUCGCGACAAGUUUCUUGCUUGGUAGUAUAUUUUCUAAUUGGAGUUCGGUAAAGAUAGGGAAGAGUCCUUACUUGGCCCGGCAAGCUUGGCCA
This is a messenger RNA of Astrephomene gubernaculifera, 3430 nucleotides long. Lineage: Eukaryota; Viridiplantae; Chlorophyta; Chlorophyceae; Chlamydomonadales; Astrephomenaceae. The record is from the annotation of a GenBank genome assembly.